CCAGCGACUUCCGCUUCUGUUUAGAAAUAAUAUUACACACAGUGCCCAGCUUUUGUUGGACUUGCCAUAACAUUCAUACUGCAUGUACAGCCAAGGUUACUAAUUUGCCUUGGUCAGCAAAGCCCCCAAAACUGAACUCUCAGGUUACAGACGUCAGUGCGUUCUUUGUCAACUGGAGCUGAUUUUAAUCUGACUCGUCCACCCGUGUGUUCGGUCUCUGGUCAUCAACCAAGGACUGGUGUCAAACUGAUGUUGGGAACCCAUCCUUGCUUCUAAGGAACAUUUUACUUUGUUCCUGGUGACUUCUUUGUGGGACCAUUAUUGCCAUCCCUCCCUUCAGAAGAACUCUGUUGGGGCUUCACCAAAGGAAACAUGUGCUAAAAGCUGAAUUUCUUCUGACAUCUGCUCAGCUUUGAGUCUAGAAAAUGAACCACGAGGAUGAGUUUUACGAUGCCGUAACAGGCCUCGAUUCAGAUGAGUCAUACGAAGGGAUGUCAGAGGCCAGUUUCAAAGAUGCAAAAGGGUUUGACUGCAGCAGUCAAAAGAACAAUGGAUCGGUACCACAAGAGAACGGCGUCAAGAAACACAGGACGUCUUUACCAGCACCCAUGUUUUCCAGAAGCUCAAUGAGUAUCUGGAGUAUCCUAAAGAAAUGUAUUGGACUGGAACUGUCCAAAAUCACAAUGCCUAUCAUCUUUAAUGAACCAUUAAGCUUCCUGCAGAGAAUCUCAGAAUACAUGGAACACACCUACCUCCUCAACAGAGCCUGCUCACUAUCUGACUCCAUAGAGCGCAUGCAGGCAGUUGCUGCUUUUGCCGUGUCGGCAGUUGCAUCUCAGUGGGACAGAACUGGAAAACCAUUCAACCCACUGCUGGGAGAGACCUAUGAACUCAUCAGAGAAGAGCAGGGUUUCCGGCUUAUAUCUGAGCAGGUAUCCCAUCAUCCUCCAGUCAGUGCCUUCCACGCAGAGAGCCUCACUGGGGACUUUGUCUUCCAUGGCUCCAUUUAUCCAAAACUCAAGUUCUGGGGCAAGAGUGUUGAGGCAGAGCCAAGAGGAACAAUCACACUAGAACUACUCAAGCACAAUGAAGUCUACACGUGGAGUAAUCCUUACUGCUGCGUACAUAACAUCAUCCUGGGCAAACUAUGGAUAGAGCAGUAUGGCACAGUGGAGAUAGUCAACCACAGCACUGGAGAGAAGUGUGUGCUGAAUUUCAAGCCAUGUGGGAUGUUCGGCAAAGAGUUGCACAAAGUUGAAGGAUACAUCCAAGACAAGAGUAAAAAGAAGCUCUGUGUAAUCUACGGGAAGUGGACUGAGUGUAUGUGGAGUGUCAACCCCCAGCUUUACGAGGCCCACAAGAAGUCGGAGAAGAAAGGUGACAACAAGACCAAAAAACAAGAGGAGCUCCAGAAAACGGAGAACGAUGAAGCAGACGAUAUGCCUGAGGUCCUAGAGACGGUGUCUGUAGUACCAGGAAGUACUCUAUUAUGGAGGAUAGAGUCCAGACCAGCACAUUCUGCGACGAUGUACCACUUUACAAAUUUUGCGAUGGCUCUCAAUGAACUGGAGCCAGGCAUGGAGGCAGUCUUAGCCCCCACUGACUGCCGCUUCAGGCCUGACAUCAGAGCCAUGGAGAUUGGAAACAUGGAUCAAGCGAGUAGGGAGAAGGAGAGACUGGAAGAGAAGCAGAGAGCUGCCAGAAAGGAGCGAGCCAAGCGUAACGAGGAGUGGAAAACCAGGUGGUUCCAGAUGGGCUCGAACUGUUACACCGGCUCCCAGGAUUGGCUCUACACAGGCGGCUACUUCACCAGGAACUACCAGAACCUGCCAGAUAUUUACUGAAAACCCUCAUCCUCUGCCUCUUUUUUUAUCCUGCGGUGAUGUACCCGUCAGGAUGCAGAGAAUUUAUAGAAAAAGAUCCAUAUACCCACCUUUGCUCCCGUCUUCAUCUCACUGCCUUCACGAUCGUCUGAAACAACUGCUGCAGAUCUGAACUAUUUUAAAAGAAGCCAAAUGCUCGGCACAGACGUACCAUCAUCACGUUUGUCUUACUUUUGACAUCCUUUGUGAUAUUUGUCUCCUAACAGCCAACAAAUGUCUCUCUCCUCGCUGCCCUAACGCUGUACAGGGCACAAGUAGAAUAUGAAUCCUGAGCAAUCCCAGCAGCAGAGCUGAAAACUCCUAAUGUUCAACAGACAAUGAUUAACAUCUUUGCACUCAACUAGCGUACCUUUGGACUGUUACUUAUGACUCAUUAAUGAAUAAAAGU
This is a messenger RNA of Nematolebias whitei (Rio pearlfish), 2271 nucleotides long. RefSeq names its product oxysterol binding protein-like 2b (gene osbpl2b). The record is from RefSeq and is a predicted model, not a curated record. Gene Ontology annotation, cellular component: cytosol; intracellular membrane-bounded organelle; membrane. Gene Ontology annotation, molecular function: cholesterol binding. Lineage: Eukaryota; Metazoa; Chordata; Actinopteri; Cyprinodontiformes; Rivulidae. The transcript has 14 exons. Bases 426 to 1844 code for a protein of 472 amino acids.